AUGGCGGACCCCAACCGGCCCGAAUUCACCUGCGUAGCCUGUGGUGACCAAUCCGACAAUGCGCGAAUGCUCCCAUGCGGGUGCAUUUACUGCAGAGAUUGCUUACUCAAUUUUUUCUUAUUCAACAUUGGCGACCGGGUACGUUGGCCGCCGCAAUGCUGUGGGAUCAACGUUGGAGUGGCGGACGUACUCUGGCUGGACGACGAGGACCUCCAACAGGCAUUUCAAGAUGCGGAAGAGGAGAGUAGCGUGCGGAAUCCUCUCUAUUGUUCCAGACCCCAAUGCAGCGCUCUAUUGAGCAAUGAACAGGCAGAAGAAGAGAGCAGAAUCGUGACUUGUGUUAAAUGCGGUACAUCAACUUGCAAGAAAUGCAAGCAGCCGGCACACGGCCCUGCCGAUACGGAGUGUGAAGAGCCAGACCUAGAUCCGGGGUUGAGAGAAUUGGCUGAGCAACAAGAAUGGAAGCGAUGCCCCCACUGUCGCCGAAUGAUUUCUCGGAUGCAUGGAUGCCCACAUAUAAGGUGUCAGUGCGGUGGGCACUUCUGUUACCUUUGUGGCAAGUCGUGGACUGCCUGCACUUGUCAGAUAGGUCAUGAUGACUUAACGGAGGGAGAGUAUAUGCAAGCUUUUGGUAUAGAUGAUGACGAAGACGAGUGGGAGGAGGGCCAAGAGAUAUUUGAGCGAGCCCAGGAGAACAUUCCACCUAACUGGCGAGCUCAACGACAUAUGCACCCAUUAACUCCAACUCGACACCCUAUUCAACCCCCAGAACGGGGCAGCUCUUCAGCCCCAGUUGAUCGGUUCCCACCCAUACCUUUUGACGAUAAUCACGAAAACCCAUUGCGAGGACGUUCUUCUUAUAUGGCACCCCCCACUCCUCCGAUACCCAAUCCACUAAAUGCCCGUGAGAUACCUAGGUCGACUGGCUCUGGAAGCACCUCUCGGCGCAAUAAUCCCAGAGAAGGGUCUGGACUUUGGAGUAGACCUGAGCCACCACCAAUUGAGCAACCUUCACUCCUACAUCGACUGAUGGAUGAACUGAGGGUUACUACCAGAAUACAGAAUCCGUUUUUUUCUCGGCGGCAAAGCCCUCCUAGGCUUCUCGACCCAAAUAUGUCACACCGAGAACGUAUUCGCCGACACAGGGAGCGUGGAGCAAAUGCCAUAAGACAGGCACAACUAGACGCAGAAGCACGGCAACAAGAAAGUAGAGAGCCAAGAGGACCAGCAAGGCCAGCCUCGGGAAACUCUACAACGGCUGCGGCAGCUCGAGAAUCGCAAAAUACUCCGGGCCCUUCGCCCUCUCGUCCCUUGCCUAGGGAUUCCGUAUCCACGAGUCCCACCCACCCAUUUCCGUUUAUGAUGAGGAGACCAUUUCCUCCAAGGUAG
Annulohypoxylon maeteangense is the source of this 1389-nucleotide messenger RNA. RefSeq lists its product as uncharacterized. Lineage: Eukaryota; Fungi; Ascomycota; Sordariomycetes; Xylariales; Hypoxylaceae. Gene Ontology annotation, cellular component: ubiquitin ligase complex; cytoplasm. The transcript is spliced from 2 exons. The coding region runs from base 1 to 1389 and encodes 462 amino acids. The record is from RefSeq and is a predicted model, not a curated record. Gene Ontology annotation, molecular function: zinc ion binding; ubiquitin protein ligase activity; ubiquitin conjugating enzyme binding. Gene Ontology annotation, biological process: protein polyubiquitination; ubiquitin-dependent protein catabolic process; positive regulation of proteasomal ubiquitin-dependent protein catabolic process.